Messenger RNA from Penaeus indicus, 4401 nucleotides. Its product is annotated as diphthine methyltransferase-like. The record is from RefSeq and is a predicted model, not a curated record. Gene Ontology annotation, biological process: protein histidyl modification to diphthamide. Gene Ontology annotation, molecular function: diphthine methylesterase activity; protein binding. Gene Ontology annotation, cellular component: cytoplasm. NCBI's taxonomy places the organism in Eukaryota, Metazoa, Arthropoda, Malacostraca, Decapoda, Penaeidae. The transcript has 2 exons. The coding region runs from base 95 to 1186 and encodes 363 amino acids.
GCUAUGAACCGGGCUUGUGUGCGAACGCGAACGGAUGACGUCACAGUCGAGCACGUGUAGGAGGUAAACAUUGAGUUGCCAGUUAAGGUUGAAAAUGGCCUUAGAGAUGAGGCAUCUAUUUUCCUGGGAUACUGAGUACAGUGCUGACUCAGCAGAGUUCUGCCCCAUUAGUACAUAUGAGGAUUACCUUGCAGUGGGUACAUACCAGCUGGCAGAUCCUGAGAAAGCUUUAGACACUUCAAAUGAGGGAGGUGAAGGAGAAACAGAUAGUCUAGAUGGGGCAGCAAAGGAUGUACCUAAAAAACGACUAGGCCGUCUCUACCUCAAGCAGAAGAUUGAUGAAAAAUUAUGUUUAGUUCAGCAAAUUGAUAUGCCUGCUAUUUUGGAUAUGAAGUGGUGUCAGCAUGAGAUAUCAGGAACACCAGUGCUAGCCAUUGCAAAUGCUGUUGGUCAGUUACUUCUCUAUAGACUAAUAACAGCAGGAGAGAAAUUGUGUUUGGAGUAUCACUGUAAGUUUCAAAUUGAAGAAGAAACCCUUGCUCUCUCACUAGACUGGUCAACAGGAAAAACUGUCAGUGAGAAUCCUUUAAUAUCAGUUAGUGAUUCUAAGGGAAAGAUCACCAUUUUGCAGUUGACUAAUGGAGAACUCGUUCUCCAAAAAAGAUUUUUAGCCCAUGAUUUUGAAGCUUGGAUAACAGCCUUUGACUACUGGGAUCCUAACACAGUAUUUACAGGAGGUGAUGAUUGCAAGUUCCGCAGAUUUGACAUUAGAGCUGAAUCAGCCCUACCGGUGUUUACUAGCAGAGUGCAUAGUGCAGGAGUUACAAGCAUUCAAAGUAAUUGUCACUCAGAACACCUUUUAGCAAGCGGAAGCUAUGAUGAAACUGUUAAUUUGUGGGACACAAGAAAUAUGCGAUCUCCAAGUGCUUCCACAUCUCUUGGUGGUGGUGUCUGGCGUCUUAAGUGGCAUCCUCAAGGAAAGUCAUUAUUAUUGUGUGCUUGUAUGUAUAAUGGAUUUCAUGUAAUAGACACUGAAAGUAUGGAAACUGUGGUUUCUUUUAAUGAACACCAGAGUAUAGCAUAUGGUGUUGACUGGUGGUAUACUAUGAAAGAUUCCACCCAUGUUGUUGCAUCUGCAUCAUUUUAUGACCAUCUUUUAUGUCUCUGGGAAUUUAAAAAGAAUUAAUGUGCAAGUAUUAAAAGGAAUUUUAUGCAUUAUUAUAUAAAGUGACCCUUUUAUUUUAUUUCCUCUGCAUUACUGAUACCUUUAUGUGAUUCGUAUGUAUGUAUGUAUAUAUGUGCGUGCGUGCGUGCGCGCAAUAUUUUCCAAGACCCAGGUUUACCAGUUUCUUGGUCAGUGCCUUUGUUACCCCAAAGACAAUAAAAACAAAUAACAGAUUCAUGUAGCUAAUCAAACAUGUCACAAAUGUAAAGUAAUAUAAAGAAAACAGUGAACUAGAACUGGUAUAGUAUAUAUACUGUAAGCCCCAUCCACACAAUGUCUUUGUCUCGUAUUGUGCACUCUACUGGUGCACAUGGGAUCCAGUCAAUCCGGCAGGAAGGAAAGGUGGUGCAGUGUGAUAACCUUAGCGCACAAGGAAUAUUGUCAGUCUAGAGUAGAUUUAUUUUAAAUUUUCUGCUGUGACAUCAUCGAAGGUCAUUGGCAGUGUAUUCAAAAUACAGCAAUUGGGUAGCGUUUGGUGGUGAAACCCCAAGGUAAGAAUUUUUUUUUGUUUAAUAAGGCAGUGUUUGUGGAUUUCUAGAAUGGUUAAUGAUUAGGAUAAGGUGAUGGAAGGGAUAAAGAAUGUUAAUGUUAAUGUUAAUGGUUAAAAGCAAGAUAAAUGUGCUAGACAUCUAAGGUCAUGUAGCACUAUAGUUAAGGGAUAAAGAAGAGAAGGAAAAGGUAAAGGCAAGAAGAAAAGACCAUGCAGAAUUAGCUGAGGUCCAAGGUAAGGGCAAUUCCCCACACUGGGCCUCAGUCUCUUGUCUCCUAACCCCCCCCCCCCCAUAACAAUGAGCAAGGGAUGGGGGGUGACUGGCCAUAACUAUUUAUUGAAAAUUUUCUGCCGCACCUAGCAAUAGGCCCCCCGAGGUAAAGUUUUUUGGUUCAUUAAGGCUGUUUGUGGAUUUCCAAAAUGGUUAAUGAUCAAAACAAGUGUGCCAGACAUCAAAGUUCAUAUAGAAUUACGAAAAAGUAAAAAUGAGGUACUGAUUAGGAUAAGAGGACAGAAAACAGGGAUGGAGGAGGAAAAGGAAAGGAAAAGACUCUGUAAAUCUAGUUCAGGCAAUUUUCUUUAUUUACAGAAAUUUUCUGCUGCAUCAACAUCCAAGGUCAAUAGUGGCAUAUUCAAAAUACAGUGAUAGCUUGAGGGUUGGGGGCUAAAGCCUCCAGGUAAGGAAAUGACAAAGGCCAUAUGGCUCUAUGGUUGAGUAGCAAAAAGGGUUAGGAAUAAGUUAAUUAGGAUACAGGUUGAAAAGUACUAGAGGGUAGUAUGGUAGUGAAAGAGGGGGAGCUAAUGGGGUGUGUACAAGGUAAAGGUUGUAAGAAGGGGAAGCAGUUGAGGGAGUAGGAAACAUUAUGAAAAAGUAUUGUGGAUUAAACAGAAAAAAAAAAAAUUAUUAGAAGUUGAUAAAACAAGGGGAUGAAUAAAAACUUGCCAACCAAGUUGAGGCAAGGGCCAAGGACCAAGGUAUGGGGGAUACCCUCAACAACAUGGAGUAAGGGAAUAGGAGGGUGGGUGAAUCAGGGGACUGGCUAUAAUUUCUAUUUAGGACUUUCCUGAAGCUUGACUAACAGACUCAAAGUUAAAAUUACAAAUUUAAGAAUUUAAGCUAUCCUUGUACAAGUGUUCAUUGUAAGUGCUUACUGUCCAUGGUCAAAUUUAACUUAAUCUGGUGUGCCAGAUAACUAGUGCAGAGGGAAAUGGAACAGCAUUGUUUAAAACCUAAUGGAUUUAUGUAACAAAAGGGCUCAUCGAUUCAUUCAAGUAACUAAGGUGAUAUUCUUGUAAAGCAAAGGCCAGUUAAAUUGCAAAGCAAAUUGUUGCUGUAGUAUCAGUUUUAAAAAAGACCACAGGUCUGACAUCUGAUAGAGCAAAGACAAUUGUAAUACUAAAAAAAUAGGCCAGCCAGCCUGGGUGUGCCUGUAUUCAUAAGGUGCCCACCAUUUUUUCCCUUCUCAAAAGUUUGCUAUGUAGAUGGUUACAACUGUUUCUUCAUAUUUGUUAGCUAACUGGAUAUAGAUCAAUCAAAGAAAGACGUAUGUAGAAACUUUAUAUGCCAUCUUGUACAUGGUACUUUCAACUUCAGUACAAAAUAAAAGGUGUUAACACAUUUUCCCUGGACUGGAUCAAGCUACCUUUUGUAAAUGUGUUUAACAAACUUUAUUUUACACUAAUAUGAACACACUAGGCUUUACAUGUAUCACUGGAAGUCUGUAGAGAAACUACAAUAGGUGCUUACUUUGUUUAAUAGAUAUUUACUCCACAUAUCAAAUGCAGAACACUUGACAACUUUGUACCAUAUUAAACCUUAUUCAAAAUAACAGCUAAACAAAGCCAUGUAUAAUUAAUGGUAAGACUACACAGUCAUUCAUUCACUUGGAAAAUAGCAUCUAUUUACAUAUUGUCCAACAUGUUCACAGGUGUAAGUGCUUACAAUAAAAGACAGAAGAUACCAAUAAUUGGUACACGAAAUGAAGUAUAAAAUAACUUAAAAUCUAAUAUCUUACAAUAAAAUCUUUCUUCACAGCAUGCAAGCAAGAUAAAAGAUGAAAUGGUGCCACGACUACAUCUCAGCACUCUAAUAUUUAAGAGGUUGUCUUGCAAGAAGUUUACGUGACGGAUCUGACAGAAGUAAAUUUGUACAAAAAAAAAUCACACAUUCAACCUUGCAUGGACACUACAUUGCUAAAUGUUUAACGUCUCCGGAAUUGGGAUCUUUGCCACUUCGAAGAAUACCCUGGAAAAAAAGUAAAAUUUAAUCAGAUGUGUAUCAGUACUUAUCCAUACAUAAUUGUGCUCAAAAUAUCACUUGGCAGUGCUACAAUUUCUUUACUGUUAACUGAUUAUCAAAGUUUUAGAUUGUGCAUGAGCAGUAUAGCUAUCUUAUUACCUGGUUACUUUUUUUAGAGGUGUUAAUGUACAACUGUGCAAGGAAACUUGACUAGAAUUAUUAAACUAACUUUACCCUCUUUAAUGACAAGAUCAAGCAUGGAAUCUAAGUCUCAUAAGAAGUCCAAACAUGUAACAUUAUAAUAUGUCAACCAAACUACAUUUGUUUCCAUUAUACUAACUUGUGAGAGUAUUUAUUCCUUAUGGUCUUGAGGUGUUCCUUUGGUGGCUGGCUGAUCAUCUGGUGCAAGUGAUGAACCAAAUGGUAGAUAUCUUCCAUACUGUAACC